AUGACUGGCCGAAACCGAAGUGGAUCAACUAAUAGUAAUGGUGCCAAUGAUGCAGCAAUGGAACACCUUAUCAACAAGGUAUGUGCAAAUUUUGUAAACCAGUUAGAAACCAAAUUUGAAAAACAGCUUGAUAAACUCCAUGAUAAGUUGUCGGACAUGUCGGAGUCACUCAACAAAAUGAGUGCGUCGGUCACGGUCAACACGAACUCUAUUACGAAUCUUGUAAAGAGAAGUGACCAAUUUGAACAACUACAUAAGAAGAACUCGCUGAGAAUUUAUGGAAUAGUGGAACGUGAUAAUGAGAAUACCCCCGAAACCAUUGUGGAAUUUAUCAAUAAAGAACUAGGCGUUGAAUGCUCGAGACGUGAUUUGGAUAUGGCAUUUCGCCUCGACCAGAUGAGUUCUGAAAAACCAAGGGCUAUAUUGGUGAACUUCACCUCAAAUAUCUUGAAAAACGAUAUUAUGAGUGCGAAGCGUAAGCUGAAAAAUUCCCCGAUAUCAAUUUACGAAGACCUGAGCAAAUCACUGUAUGAACUUCUUCGUAAAGCAAAACAUAAAUAUGGUUCCAGAAACGCGUGGGCAUCUGCCGGAAAAAUUUUCGUUAAGCAAGGCGAAUCCAAAAAGCAAAUUUCAAGUAACGCUGACCUGUAA
This is a messenger RNA of Phaedon cochleariae (mustard beetle), 651 nucleotides long. Lineage: Eukaryota; Metazoa; Arthropoda; Insecta; Coleoptera; Chrysomelidae. The record is from the annotation of a GenBank genome assembly.